This is a messenger RNA of Tinamus guttatus (white-throated tinamou), 721 nucleotides long. The record is from RefSeq and is a predicted model, not a curated record. Lineage: Eukaryota; Metazoa; Chordata; Aves; Tinamiformes; Tinamidae.
UAUGCUGUGCUGUACCCGAUGGUUUACCCAAUGAAGAUUACAGGCAACAGAGCAGUGGUAGCCCUCGUGUAUGUGUGGCUGCAUUCCCUUAUUGGCUGUCUCCCUCCCCUCUUCGGCUGGUCGUCGUUGGAGUUUGACCAGUUCAAGUGGAUGUGCGUGGCAGCCUGGCACAAAGAGGCUGCCUACACUGCCUUUUGGCAGAUCUGGUGCGCAUUGCUGCCUUUCGUCGUCAUGAUGAUCUGCUAUGGAUUCAUAUUCCGCGUGGCUAGGAUUAAAGCCCGCAAAAUCCACUGUGGUAGCGUGGUUAUUGUGGAGGAAGACUCACAGAGGAAUGGGAGGAAGAACUCCAGCACCUCCACGUCCUCUUCCGGCAGCCGGAGGAAUGCCUUCCAGGGAGUUGUCUACUCUGCCAACCAGUGCAAAGCUUUCAUAACCAUCUUGGUUGUCAUCGGGGCUUUUGUGAUUACCUGGGGACCUUACAUGGUAGUAAUUACAUCAGAGGCACUCUGGGGAAAGAACAGUAUUUCUCCUGCCUGGGAGACAUUAGCUACGUGGUUAUCGUUUUCAAGCGCCAUUUGCCAUCCACUGAUUUAUGGACUGUGGAACAAAACAGUGCGCAAGGAACUGCUAGGAAUGUGCUUUGGGGAUCGCUAUUACCGCGAGUCUUUUGUUCAGCGGCAUAGGACAUCAAGGCUAUUUAGCAUUUCCAAUAGGAUCACAG